CACAAAACUCAAAAGGAAAAUUCACAUUAUACUUGCAGCGCCCACUAUCCACCAGACCAGAGAAAUGAGUGGAAGCAAUUUCUGACCUUAAAAAUGAACAUCCUGGGACUUGUUAUUCCCAUGUUAGUUAUGAUCUGCAGCUACACACAAAUUAUAAAGACAUUACUGCAAUGUAGGAAUGAGAAGAAAAAUAAAGCAGUCAGGCUUAUUUUUAUCAUUAUGAUUGUCUACUUUUUUUUCUGGGCACCAUACAAUAUUUGCAUUCUCUUGCGUGAUUUUCAAGGUACGUUUUUCAUCACUACUUGUGAAGGCAGCGGUCAACUGCACAAAGCAAUCCAAGUGACAGAAACAAUCUCAAUGAUCCACUGUUGUAUCAACCCUGUAAUCUAUGCCUUUGCUGGAGAAAAAUUUAGGAAGUAUCUUCAUAAGUUUUUCCGAAAGCAGAUUGCAUUCCACUUCAGUAACCACUGUCCCAUUUUCUAUGCCGACACAGCUGAGGGAACCAGCUCCACCUACACGCAGUCUACUGGAGAACAAGAAGUUUCUGUGGCAUUGUAA
Molecule: messenger RNA, 558 nt
Organism: Apaloderma vittatum (bar-tailed trogon)
Lineage: Eukaryota; Metazoa; Chordata; Aves; Trogoniformes; Trogonidae
Product: C-C chemokine receptor type 5-like
Exons: 1
Biological process (GO): immune response; inflammatory response; chemotaxis
Cellular component (GO): cytoplasm; membrane
Molecular function (GO): C-C chemokine receptor activity
Source: RefSeq, a predicted model, not a curated record